Molecule: messenger RNA, 1700 nt
Organism: Esox lucius (northern pike)
Lineage: Eukaryota; Metazoa; Chordata; Actinopteri; Esociformes; Esocidae
Product: zinc finger and SCAN domain-containing protein 21-like
Exons: 3
Coding region: 59-1207 (382 amino acids)
Biological process (GO): regulation of transcription by RNA polymerase II
Molecular function (GO): RNA polymerase II cis-regulatory region sequence-specific DNA binding; DNA-binding transcription factor activity
Source: RefSeq, a predicted model, not a curated record
UUGUGAUGUAAUGAGAACAACGCAGUAGAAAUAACUAAUAGGCUUGCAUAAUAUAAAAAUGUCGAAAAUACAGUUAUUGAGGGUUUUUUUGAGCGAGAGGUUAACAGCUGCCGCUGAGGAAAUAUUCGGAGUUGUUGAAAAAACGGUAGCCGAGUAUCAGGAUGAAGUGUUCCGUCUCCAGAGGCGGCUCGACAUUGUUCUUCAACCUGAAAUUAAGGACCUCCAGCAGCUCAAUAUCUCUGUCUCAGAAGCAGAGCUUCCCCCUGAGCAGCAGCACAGUGAACUGGAGUGGAGACCCAGUCAUGGACAGGAGGACCCAGAGUCCACGCAGAUUAAAAAAGAACUGGAGGAAAUCUGGAGCAGUCAAGAGGAAGAGCAGCUUCAAGGGCUGGAGGAAGAUAACAGUGACUCUACUCCUGCCUUUGUACAAAGUAACCAUUAUGAGGACCCAACUAAGCCCUCAUAUUUUUAUGAAGCCCACAAGGAAGAUAAAGGUGUCAGAGACCCACUACCCAGUACUACAACUGAACAGAUCAAAACAGAACCUGAUGUAGAGGACUACAGAGAAUCCGAACCAACCAGUGUCCCUCAACACCCCACCAUAGUAAAUCCAGAAUGUUCUGCAGCUCAGAGUGAAAUGGGGGUUGUAGGUAGUAUGGAGAAACAUUUUGAUCAGGUCCAAUCAAAGAGAACAAAUAUGUUAAAAGGACAAGUCUCACAUAUUAAUACUACGGGUUCCAAAUCCUCAGAUUUAUUUCUCCUGAAAUCACCCAGUCAAAUGAAUGCUACUCCCUGUUGUAAAGUGUGUGGAAAGUCAUUUCAUCAAAUGGGUUCAUUAUUUAAACACAUUCAAAUACAUACAAAGGAAAAAGAAAAACUCUGUGGAGUGUGUGGGAAGAAUAUGGAGUCCACAGAAAGUAUGAAAGAUCACCUCCAAACUCACAUUGCAGCUAGGUUUUGUUGUAAUUUCUGUGGUAAAUUCUUCACUCAGAAUGGAACAUUAAAAACCCACAUGAGGAUUCACACUGGAGAGAAGCCAUAUAGAUGUCCCUACUGUUGCUGGGAAUUCAUCACUGGCGGUGAUCUAAAAAAUCACAUCAGGAUUCACACGGGAGAAAAGCCAUUUUGCUGCCCUGAUUGUGGCAAAUCAUUCACUCGGAGUGGACAUCUAAAGAGACACAGGAGAACACACACAGUGGAUAAAUAAUCCUAUUACAGUCUGUGGAAAAUGAUUCAGCUCCAGGAAUGAUGUGAAAAAGUACAUAGAAUUUUAGUUGUCAUAUUGUAUUUCUCUUCUGAUUGUGGCACAGACAUCAACCUGCUUGGACAUCCAUAGAUACGUGAUGAACCACACUGCAGACAAUAGAAAUCAUUGUCAUCUGUGACAAGGGAUAGGUGGGAACUUUGAGGAGUCAUGGGGUAGAGACUAUUUACAUGCACUGAUUGCAAUACGCAGUAUAUUUCAAAACUCCUAAAAAAGUUCCAUUAACAACAGUCACUUGGUGAAAACAUGACAUUGUGUGAUCUGAGGAAAGGUCUGGAGACAGAAGAUGGAGAGUCACAUUGUAAAGUUCACUGUGAAAGGAGACAAUCCCCAGGACAGUAGUUUAGGACCUCCAGCAGUUCAAUAUCUCUGUCUCAGAAGCAGAGCUUCCCCCUGAGCAGCAGCACAGUGAACUGGAGUGGAGACCCAGUCAUGG